Messenger RNA from Astrephomene gubernaculifera, 3452 nucleotides. Lineage: Eukaryota; Viridiplantae; Chlorophyta; Chlorophyceae; Chlamydomonadales; Astrephomenaceae. The record is from the annotation of a GenBank genome assembly.
CUUGAAGUUAACGCUACCUAUCUGUUUCUGGAUUGCGGCCGUAAGGACGGCAUGUCGUUCAGCAGUUGGCGGUACAGCCUGAUGUACAGAGGACACCAAACUGCUUGGACGCGCAGGAAACACGCUCGUAUCCCCUCGUGUAUAGCUAUUGACACCUGCGUUAAAAAUUUUAUACUGGCCAUGUGCAGGGAGUUAGGUUGUUUUUGGUUCGCUUCGUCGCAGUGUUAGAGUCUUUCCCACUGACUUCCGCUUCACCUAAAGACCAUUAUAAACGAAGCGCUGUUUAACAUAGGCUGAUUCUUAAUAGCUUCGCCUGUAAGACUUGGGCUUGCCGUUCGCUUGGAUUUCAAUCGUUCGCGCUUUGUUAUCUAGCAAUUUUACAGAGUAAACUUGGUCCGCAUAGCGUAAUCGGUUGUUAAACCAUGGAUCACGUUGGCGGUAGCACUGGACUACAUCAUACGCACAGCAGUCACCAUUACCAUGGUGGAUUGCCAGCUGGCGGUAGCGUGGUCAACGUCGGGCCUUCACCCCCAACUGGGCCCAGCCAAGGCCUCCACGACCAUCCACCCAAGCUCACAUUGCUCCAGCGACUGGCCCGGAAGGUAUCGCGCACGCUGCGCCGCGUCCCCAACGUGCCAGGCCUGCUUGUGCUGGCCCUGUGCAGUGUUGCCUUUUGGUUCGGCCGCAUCAGCCUGACCACCUCGCUGCUGCCCGAGCCCACGGGAGGCGCUGCCAACCCCCUGCUGGUGGCCUCCCACCUCACCUCCCAGCGCCGCAGCCUGCACUCGACCGCCUCCUCCUCCUCCUCCGAGGUACGCCUGGUGGGGGCGGCGACCACCACCACCACCGACACCUCCUCCACCGCCUCAGCAGGAGCAGCAGUGCUCCCGGUGAUCGACCCCUACGACCUGCCCGCCUUCGAGGCGGCGGUCACGCGCGGCCUGGAGGCCGUGAAGCCCGCCAUGACGCCCGGGGAGUCGGGAGAGGGGUUCUACCGCACCGUGCCGUUCCAGAUCCUGUCCUGGUACCCCCGCAUCAUGGUGUUCCCCAACUUUGUGGACAAGGCGCGGCGGGAGGAGGUGAUCGCCACCGCCACCAAGCUGCUCUACCCCAGCGGCCUGGCCUACCGCCCUGGCGAGAAGGAGGACGCGGAGCAGCAGGUGCGAACCAGCCGCGGCACCUUCCUGCAGGGUACCAGCUGCCCCGCGCUGACGUGGCUGGAGGAGAAGGUGGCGGCGGUGACAUUCCAGCCGCGGUCGAAUGGAGAGUUCUGGAACGUGCUGAACUACAAGCACUCGCAGCACUACGACUCGCACAUGGACAGCUUCGACCCCAAAGAGUACGGCCCGCAGUACAGUCAGCGCAUCGCCACGGUGAUCGUGGUGCUGUCGGACGAGGGGCUGGUGGGCGGGGAGACGGUGUUCAAGCGGGAGGGCAAGCAGAACGUCAACAAGCCCAUCAGCAACUGGACUGACUGCGACGCGGACGGAGGCCUCAAGUACAAGCCACGUGCCGGAGAUGCCGUACUUUUCUGGAGUGCACUGCCGGACGGAAACUUGGACCCGCACGCACUGCACGGCAGCUGCCCUGUGGUCACCGGGGAUAAGUGGGUGGCUGUGAAGUGGAUUCGCAACAAGGGUGGAUACAACCAGUGAAAAGGAUAAUGGUGUGGUGUGCAAUAGCGACGUGCGCGAAUAAGGACGUGCAUUAAGCGUGCUUAAGAAUGGUAGCCUUUAGUCAAGCUGAUUACUCUAGUGCACUUCCGUGCGAGCAGGGGCCGUGCUAUAAAUAUAAGCUUAUCUAGUACACUAGCAUCAUUGAAGGUGCCUGUUAGUUGCUUCGUUUCAUAUUGUUGCGCGUAGAGCGUGUUGAACCAUGGGGCGUUUGUACGGCACUCUUGGCUGUAUGUAUGUUACGUGACCUUAGUCGUCCUCGUAAUAAAAUUAAACGUGCAUAUUCCGUGUGCUACUUGUUAGAGCUUAUCGGACUAGUUACGCUUUGUCGCGGCGCCGGAUUCCAGUCGCGUUAGUUGGCCCUCGUCGUAAGCGCUUUCACAGUUGCCCUAUACUGUAAUUUCCAAGUUUGUCCAUUAACCGCACCCUACCGACUAUUGUACCAGAAAAAGCCGCAGCCAAGUGGUUGCCUAGUCACUCACUGAAAUGGCCGCAGCAGAGCGAAGAGACGAUCUCGGCAUUGAAGACGGAGAUGACGACGAUAUAGAUGAACAUGAAUUGCGUCGACAGGAAGAGGCGUACCAACGACAAUAUGAGAACGAGCAGACGUGGGAUCAACUACAAGAGGAUGAGUUUGGCAACCUCUUCGUGGAUAAAACAGCGGAGCAGCGCGAACGAAGAAAACGGCUUUUGUCAGCUGCCCAAAGCGCUCGCAUCCGGAAAGGGAUGAUUCGGUACCUUUUGCUGGUGAUCGACCUCUCCCGCGCCGCCUCCGCCCAGGACCUGCGCCCCAGCCGUCUGGGCUGCAUGCUGUCGCUGUGCCGCUCCUUCGUCCGCAAGUUCUUCGACCAGAACCCGCUCAGCCAGCUGGGCAUCGCGGUACUGCGCAACGGUCUGGUGCAGCAGCUCAGCCAGCUGAGCGGCAGCCCGGAGGCGCAGGUGGCGCUGCUGGAGCCCGGGAAGCUGGGCGCUGCCUCCGGCGACGCCUCCCUCCAGAACGCGCUGGACCUGUCGGUGUCGCUGCUGCGGCCGCUGCCGCCGUACGGCACUCGGGAGGUGCUGCUGCUGUUCGCGGCGCUGGCAUCCUGCGACCCGGGCAGCGUGCUGGACAGCGCGAGGAGCUGCAGGGAGAACAACAUACGCGUGUCCAUCGUGGGAGUGGCCGCGGAGGUGUACGUGUGCCGCCGCAUCACGGAGGACACGGGCGGCAGCUACGGCGUGGCGCUGCACGAGCAGCACCUGCAGCAGCUGGUCAUGCAGCACGCAGCGCCGCCGCCGGCAACAGCGGCGCAGGCCAGGGCGGAACUGGUCCGCAUGGGCUUCCCGCAGCGCAGCACCGAGGACGCCUCCAGUGCCGUGUUCGUGGGCUCCGAGGCGCGCCUGGCGCCCGGCAGCUACACCUGCCCGCGCUGCCGCUCCCGGGUGCCCGAGCUGCCCUGCGCCUGCCACACCUGCGGCCUCACGCUCAUCUCCUCGCCCCACCUGGCGCGCUCCUACCACCACCUCUUCCCCGUGCCGCCGUACCAGGAGGACAGCGCGGAAGCAGCGACUGAGGCCUCAGCGGUGCUGGGCCGCCGGCCCGCCAUGCAGCACGAGGUGGAGGCGGGCCCCACCUCCGGAGGCCCCGCGGCGCCCUACUGCUUCGGCUGCCUGCGGGAGGUGGCGGCGCCGGGGCAGCCGGGGCCCCUCACACUGCGGUGCGGGGGCUGCCGGCAUGUGUUUUGCUUCGAGUGCGACGCCUACGUGCACGAGCAGCUGCACAACUGCCCGGGGUGCGAG